UGAAGAAUUAAAGGACCUUUAAUCUCACAAAAGUACGAUUUAGUUCUCAAAGUAUUGUAUAUUUUAAAGGAAAUGGCCGAUACAUGGUUGUGACAACAUAAUGGGAUAGUAUUCGAUUUAAUUCAGGUAAAACAAAAAUGGCCCAAAACUCUGCACACUAUGAGCAGGACAAGGAUGCAGUUGAACUGGACAUCGAAUACCAAGCUAAAAAUAGAAUCACGGGGACUUCCCUUCCAACUAAAAGGGGUUCUUGGCCAAUUCUCUUUGAACGUGCAUCUGGAAGCUGGUGGAACCCAAAAUUUGAUUCUAAUGCUUUAGAGGAAGAACAGUGGAAAAGUUACCUUCCACAGACACGGAAACGAUUUCAAUAUGCGCUCUUCUAUAUUAUCAUAGCUUGUAUCGCUUGGUGUGUAUUCUUUGGAACUACAAGAAGUGAUAAGUGGACAUAUUUUUUAGGCGGAACUUUAGCUCUGUUGGGAUUUGUAGCACUUAUCCUUUGGUUUAGUUACACAACCUUUUAUGAAAGGUUUUGUUUACAUACUUCAAUAGUCCUGACUGUUGUGUUGUGUGCAGCAAUACUUGUGCAGUUUAUAUAUGCACAAUCAGACUUGUCAACAAUGGGUAGUUUUACUGCAUCAAUAGAAGUGUUAUUAAUCAUGUAUGCAGUAUUGCCCAUGCCACUAUUCGUUGCCAUUGGAAUAGGUGUGACACAUUCAAUAUUAUAUGAAGUACUCGUUGUACUUCAGAAUAAAGACAUGCAGUCCGUAACAUUUAUUGUUGGCAAAGUUUUGCUACAUUUGUGUAUUCAUAUCAUGGGCAUUCACAUAUUUGUCAUGUCUCAAGUUACACGUCGUAGUACUUUUUGGAAAAUAGGCCAGUCUGUAAUGGCAAAAAGAGAUUUACAAGUUGAAAAGCAGAUCAAAGAAAAAAUGAUCCACUCACUUAUGCCUCCGAAAGUGGCAUUGGAAGUGAUGGAUUCACAGCGUAGUAACCCAGAUGAAGAAGUUGAUGAUGGAAGAGAGAAGAAACACAAUUCAAAACAUAAGCAUCAUGAGAAGGGAGAGAUAAUUUUCCGACCAUUUAAUAUGAGUUCGAUGGAAGAUGUUAGCAUUUUGUUUGCUGAUAUUGUUGGUUUUACAAAAAUGAGUUCAAAUAAAACAGCUGAACAUUUAGUAGGUCUCCUGAAUGAUCUGUUUGGAAGGUUUGAUGCCUUGUGUACUCAGUGUGGCUGUGAAAAAAUUAGUACAUUGGGUGAUUGUUACUAUUGCGUGUCAGGCUGUCCAGAACCAAAGGCAGAUCAUGCUCAAUGCUGUGUAGAGAUGGGGCUUGGUAUGAUCAAAGCUAUAAAGCAAUUUGAUAAGGAUAAUAAUGAAUCAGUCGACAUGAGAGUAGGUGUUCAUACUGGUACUGUUCUCUGUGGUAUAGUUGGCACAAGGAGGUUCAAGUUCGAUGUCUGGUCUAAUGAUGUCACUCUUGCUAAUACCAUGGAAUCUUCAGGAGUUCCUGGGAAAAUUCACAUUUCAGAUGCAUCGUACAAGUUUUUAAAAGAUGAAUAUGAAGUUGAAGAGGGACCUGUUGUUCAAGAUAACAGGACAUACAAAGUAUUGAUUGAAGAUUAUAAUAAAGAAACAUCUCAGUUUUCUGUAAGACAUAAAGAGGAUCAAAAAGUUAUAAAGACUUAUUUUAUUCAUAAACCAAAGAAGAGAUCAACAGCAAUCAGUCCUAAAGCUUCUAGUGGAGAUUUGGAGAAGUUGGGGGAGACAGACAAUGUUACUGUUGAAAUAGAACAGAUUGGUCUCUCUGGUGCUACAGGGGAAGGAGGGGAGACCAAAGAGAAAGUUGGAUCCAGACUAUCAAAUCAUUUUGAUUCUAAGGGUGCUGAUGUGAAUGGCGUAUCUCCCACAGAACUUCUCCAUCGUAGACACAGCAGUGGAUAUUAUGAUGCUAGUGAACAGUCCUUGGAUAAAAUUGGUAGGGGUGAAGAAAUAAAGGAUCCAGCCAUGGUGCCUAUGAAUGAUACUUGGCAGCAUCGGCUGGAAAUGCACAGAAUAAAUGAUCAACAGAUCAUCACUUGUCUACAAGUGGAUAUCAAAAACAAAGAAUUGUUUUACCGUCCUCCUAUUAAUCAACUUACUCUUAGUUUUCUCAAAAUGGAUCUGGAACAUGCAUAUAGGAAUCGAUAUGAUGAAGAUUUAAAGUACCAGAACACUGUAUCUUCUCCACGGUAUCAUGCUUUGUUAGAAACAGUUGUAUCAUUCAUCAUUUUCUCUUUGAUAUCAAUUUGUUGUUUCAUUAUCUUCAACAGGAAUAUAGCAUGGAUCACAGUUUUUGUUGUCUCAUUAUUAAUUGAAGUGUUGGCAUUAGUGCAUACAUUCACUGAUAUUAAAUGCCAUGAGAAAAAAGUAGCUGACUGUCCAAGUUGCGUACAUUUUCUGUCUGGCUGGUAUUGCCGUAACUUAGUUGGAGCUGUUUUAGCUAGUAUACCUGUAAUAGCUGUCUAUUCUAAUAUGUCGUGUCAGCUAGUGCUUAGUUCAAUGCUGCAAGACCGUUUCUUCUGCUAUUGCAUAGUAAUGGCUAUGUUACAUUAUUGUAACUUUACUAUGCUGAGUUCCUGGAUGAAGUCCAUGUUAGCUGCAUUAGCCGGGAUUACAUUACUGAUUCUGCUUGGUGUAGAGUUGUGUUUCAUACCACAGCCAGUAUCAACCACAAUGUCUGUUAUACUAAAUGUGACGGGUAAUUCUACCAUGCCACCAUACGUAGAUGCAACCACUUAUCCAACUCAUCUUUUUUCUGGUCACCAUAAACUUAUUUUUGAACUAAUUUUAGAUAUAUUACUGUUGUUUUUACUCAUCUGGUUUCUAAACCGAGAAUUUGAGAUUAGUUAUCGUGUCAGUUUCCAUGGUGAUUCUGGGGCUGCUAAGGCUAAGCAGCAGAUGAAAGAAAAUAAAGAACAAGCUGAUUGGUUACUCCACAAUAUUAUUCCUCAACAUGUCUCAGAACAACUCAAAACCACAUCUAAAUUCUCCAAAAACCAUAAAGAUGUAGGAGUAAUAUUUGCAACUAUAGUUAACUUCAAUGAAUUUUAUGAUGAAUCUUAUCAGGGUGGACGUGAAUAUCUCAGAGUCUUGAAUGAACUUGUUAGUGAUUAUGAAGAUCUCUUAGAUGAUAAACGUUUUAAAGAUGUAGAGAAAAUAAAGACAAUUACCAGUACAUUUAUGGCAGCAUCAGGUUUAAACGAUGUAAGUCGUGCCCAAAACAAGCAUCCAUUCGGCCAUUUAUUGGCGCUGAUGGAAUUCUGUAUAGAAAUGCAAAAUGUGGUCCAAAGGUUUAACGAUAGUAUAUUUAAUUUUGAUUUCAUUCUGAAUAUAGGUUAUAAUUUUGGAGAAGUAACUUCUGGAGUAAUCGGUACCACUAAACUAUUGUAUGAUAUUUGGGGGGAUACAGUUAACAUUUCAAGUAGGAUGUACUCUACAGGAGUGAUGGGUAGGAUCCAAGUUCCAUCCAAAACUAUUGAAAUCCUUGGAGAUUUUUUUGAAUUUGAAGAACGUGGUUCAAUACAGGUAAAAGGCAAAGGUGAAAUGAAAGUUGCGCUCCUUGUGAAAAAGAAAGAAGGAGUUCACUGGGAGUAAAUGAAGGUUGUAGUUUAGUACUGUUUACUUCAACCAUUGACAGUUAAGUGAUAUAUAAAGCCAGUGGAUUGUUUAAAUACACAUUAAUUUUGUCUUUUAGUAUAAUUGUUUUUCAAUUUUCAAUUUUAAGCUGAUAUAACUAUUUUAUUAACUAAGGCCAUAUAAAAAAAGCUUGUGUGUUUUCAUUUGGUGAAUUGUGUAUAAGGCUUUAGUAUUUACCCUUGAAUUUGAUUGUGAAAAGCCUAUAUUUGUUUCUGUUUACAGUGCAUAAAAAGAAUUAGUGUCUAUUGACCCAAUUUUAACCCACAUCAACAGAAACUCAUGGUUUUUUUUUAUAUUUUUACAAAUAGCAAAUUUUUAUGAUUCUGUAUUGUAGCUUGUCUGAAAUAUAAUUUGAUGAUGAUAGAUGGCUGUCUUUUUAAUUAAAUAUAAUUAGAGGGGUCACUACUUUUUUUUACACUGAUUCUUACAUUAUGCUGUAAUUAAAACAUUUACUUCAUAUUUGUAGGCAUAUAGGUGACAUAAAGCCAUGCGUUAUUUUGCAAUCACUUUAUAGUUUCUUUUCAAAGAUAUUAAACCAAUAUACCGUAAUCAUUUGGUCCAAGUUAGCAUUAAAUUGUUCUUUACUUUUAAAGUUUCCAACAAAACCAAUAUGACAGGAUUUCUAGAAAUUGUCCUAUUUAAUUUUAUAUGAUAACCCUAUCAACCAAACUAAUCAGAUUUUUUGGUCCAAUUUAUACUAAAAUCUUUCUAGGGAUUUACUUUUACUGAUCUACCAAACAAGUGGGACUACAUAGUAUUUUGUCCAAAAUAGCAAAAAAUUGGAUGUUAUUUUGAAGGUUUAAUUUUAGAAGCAGAAGGACUUCUUAUGCCAGUUUACCAGUUUAAGGGCAUGGUUCUCUUUGGGUACUCUGGCUUCCUCCACCAAAAAACUGGCUGCCAUGAUUAGGUCAAGAUUGCUGAAAGUAGUGUUGAACAUCAACAAACAAACAAUUGAGGUAAAAAGGGGUGGGGAUAAUAAUUUGUGAGAUCUGCUUUAAUUUUUCUAGUUGUUUUUAUUAUGAUUUUAAUUUUUAGAUGAAAAUUUAGUAUUCUGAAUUAAUGUAUUGUUAUACAAAUAGCAGUUAUGAUUUGUUGUUUGUAUAAAGCACAUGUGCUUUGUUUGUAUUAAAUUUGAAAUUGCUGUUUUUAGUUGAAACUUUAGAAAAUGAACUGUGAUUUUUUUUUAUUGUAAUAUCAUGGUUUUUGUUUUACUAUGUUCCUCAUAAGAAAAUUAAAACAAUAUUGAAUUUUAGAUAAUUAUGAUAUUUAAGGGUAAUUCAUUAAUCUGUUCCAGAAUAAAAUGUUAGUGUUUAUAUAGGAGGCAUUUUUCAUAACUAGCACCAUAAACAAUAUAUUUUACAAUAAAUUAAACCCCAAUCUAAAUUGACUAAGACUGCUAGUUUUCCUGUCGACGGUCAGGGGAUCAGUCGGCUCUCUGGCAUGCUCCAUCAAUAAAAACUGGUGGCAGUGAUAUAGCCAAGAGUGGUGAAAGUGGCAGUUAAACACUAACAAUCCAUCAAUCAAUAUCUUUUACUUUCAUGUAAUGAUCUUCAUCUUGGGAACUGCUUAAAUGAUAAUAAACAAACAAUCCUCCACUGAUGUUUUUUUUGUGUGGAGCCUAUCUAACCAGUAUGUCCACCAUCAUGCAUGGGAUAUAAAAGUUAUUUAUUUGAACUUAUGGAAAUACAUUUUUGUAUAGAAUACUUUGUUUGACAGCACCUUUAAACUUAUACUAAUAUUAGUUUUUUAUAAUAGUAUAUUAUAUCCUUUUUGAUUGAACAAAACUGCUAACAAUCAUUUGCGGAAGUGAUAUUUUAUUCUCGGCAUGUGUAUUUUCUUGUUUAGUUAAAAAUGAUGAUGUCAGCACUAUGUAGGAUGACAAUGUCACACACAUAUGUUUACUGUAAAUUGUUUCAAAAUUUUGAAUGAUUGUGCAUCUUUAUAAAAGAUAAUCAAUCCUUUUAACUUAAAGUCCCUGGAUGUAUAUAAUAUUUUUAGUGUGCAUUGAAUACUUCUGUUUGAGGUAAGAGGGACACACAGUAGAGACUAUAAACCAUAUAUGAUAUUAGCACCAGUUGAGAUAUACAGGGUAAGGUGAGCCUCUUGUUAUUGAAAUGAUGCAGUAGUUCACCAAAUGUUACUUGAAAAAGUAUUUUAAUGAAGAUGUUUUUACAUAUAUUUUAAAUCUGAAACAAAAUCAGAAACUAUUGUGCCAUAGUUCUUCACUUGAUGCUACAAAGUAGUUGGGGACAAACCUGUGUGUGAGGGUAGGGGGCCUUGUAGAGUGAGAUCUUUAGUUCAAGGGUGACUCAUGAUUCUUUUGUCUACAAAUUUGUAUAAUUAUACAUUUAUUGAUGUUAGUUAUGUGUAUCUUUGUGGAAAUUAAAUUUGUUGUCAAUCCACAUGGAGCAUACAGAUUCAUUGGAAUAAAAUGAGGAUGUGGAGCUUUAUUGUUUAAUAUGUUUAAAUUUUAUGAACUGAUAAUAUAAAUUUCAAAUGGGCAUUCAAUUUAUGUCAACUUUUUUCAAGCAACCAAAAAAAUUAUAAUGUGUAUUACAUUUAAGUUAUUAACAAAUAAGACAAUGGAAUCUGUAAGCUCUAAUGGGACAGGUGAUAACUGGCAUGGCUGGAUGAUGCUGCUUUUACAUUAUGCAAAUACAGAAAAUGAAAGAUAAUGAGUAUAAAUUAUUAACAGAAGCCAUUAGUCAUUUUGUUUUGGCCAUUUUGCUAUGUUAUCUAAUUCCAUGGUCAGUAUCAACAGUUUUUUUUGUGUGUUUUGUGAAGCAUCAUUUACUUUUUGAAAUAUGUAUUCAUUAUAAAUGGAAUGUACAUUUUUAAUUGUGUGGUCACUAUCCAAAAUAAGAACCUAUCUUGAGCCAUUAUGAUCAAUUGUCUGCGCUCAGGUUUAGUCUAAAUUAUAGUGAAUAGGAUAAGAGAAGCAUGUUAUCCCAAAUUUCAUUUUUUUUUAUAGAAUUAGCUGUUAGAGAUCUGCUGAUGAUAGUUAUGAGAAAAACAAACCAAUUUGAUUAUAUAUUGUACUUCAAAAACAUUUUUGGGGUUUUUUUUG
Mytilus californianus (California mussel) is the source of this 6738-nucleotide messenger RNA. Its product is annotated as adenylate cyclase type 9-like. The transcript is spliced from 7 exons. The record is from RefSeq and is a predicted model, not a curated record. NCBI's taxonomy places the organism in Eukaryota, Metazoa, Mollusca, Bivalvia, Mytilida, Mytilidae. Gene Ontology annotation, molecular function: adenylate cyclase activity. Gene Ontology annotation, biological process: adenylate cyclase-activating G protein-coupled receptor signaling pathway; intracellular signal transduction; cyclic nucleotide biosynthetic process. The coding region runs from base 138 to 3629 and encodes 1163 amino acids.